CUGUUUGUUAUGAGAAAACACUUAAAGCAGCCGAUCUGCUCUUUAUGUGUUUGGGUGCGUGCGUGUGUGUGUGUGACCUUAUAACAAUAUGUUGCAGAUAUAUUUUGUCACCUUCAACCGUUUCACUGACCGACCAUACUACCAGUGCCUGUUCCAACCUGAACAAUUAAAACUAGCAUGUGAGCAAUGCUGAUACGUCAUUUAUUGAGACAGCGAGCGCCUCCUUGUGGCUGCGGGGAGCAUCAGUCCAGGAGCGCCCUUUUCAAAACGGCACAAGCCAAUCUCAGUUGGUAUGCAGUCACUUUAUUGUCCCAGAGAUAAAGGCUAAUGUGUUUUUUUUGCCUUUCUUUAGUGUAGUUUGAGAAUGACACUAAACAGGGCACACCCUCUGCAAAUGAUAUGCACUUUAGUAAUGCAAGAAUAGACUUUCCAACAGCAACACUUUUAUUUCAUGAAAAUAUUCAGAUAUGUUGGACUCAGAAAAUAUAGGAUGUCUUAUAGUGGCCGGAAAGAUGGGGGUCUUUCUCUCUUCCUCUAAAAACACACACACACACACACACACUUCAUGACUCAUGCUGUUUGACAAAGAUGCAAUUUAGCAGUGAGCUUUGUGAGGGAGGGGGGGGGGGGGUGUCCUCCCUUUAAAACGAAGAUAGAGCUCCACAGGAAAAGCUCUAGUUGUGAAUCAGGGUGGGGGUAGGAAGAGAAGCAGGAGGCCAGCCAUUGUGGAUCGUCAGUAGAGUGAGAGAGAGAUGGGAGGAAGGUUUGCGAGCUGAUGGACGUGUAUUGUAUAAUAUGCUAUUUGUAAUAGCAGCAUACCAAAUAGAGAGAGGGAGAAGGAGGGCAGAAUGCAGGACAAAGAGGUUCCUCAGAGCAGAGCCCCGGGCAGGAAGGCUCACCCAGCUCUUAAAGCCUUUAUGUGUGGCUCUGUCAGCGGCACCUGCUCUACGCUGCUCUUCCAGCCUCUGGAUCUGAUCAAGACACGGCUGCAGACCCUGCAGAACAAUGCAAAGUCCGGUGCACCAAAGGUGGGGAUGUUUACCGUUCUAAUCAAUGUUAUACAGAAAGAGAAUUUCUUCAGUCUGUGGAAGGGAGUGUCACCUUCAUUUGUCCGCUGCAUCCCCGGCGUGGGCAUCUACUUUAGCACCUUCUACUCCCUGAAGCAGCACUACCUCCUGGAGCGGGAACCCAACGCCGGCGAGGCCGUCCUGCUCGGCGCCGGCGCCAGAGCCGUGGCCGGCAUCUGCAUGCUGCCGUUCACCGUCAUCAAGACGCGCUUCGAGAGUGGCUGCUACAACUAUGGGAGUGUGGCGGGCGCUCUGAGGAGUGUGUAUGAGACGGAGGGAAUCAGGGCCCUGUUCUCUGGGCUGACUGCCACGCUGCUCCGCGACGCUCCGUUCUCCGGCAUCUACGUCAUGUUCUACAGCCAGGCCAAGAAGGCGCUGCCUCCAGAGGUGACGUCGUCGCCUUAUGCCCCUCUGGUGAACUUCAGCUGUGGGGUGGCGGCGGGCGUCAUGGCGGCGCUGGCCACGCAGCCGGCGGACGUGGUGAAAACCCACAUUCAAAUCAGCCCAUCCCACUGGAGCACGAUGGACGCUAUCCGCUACAUCUACACGGAGCACGGCGCCGUGGGGUUCUUCCGCGGGGCCGUCCCUCGGUCUCUGCGCCGCACCCUGAUGGCGGCUAUGGCUUGGACUGUCUACGAGCAGCUGAUGGCUCGGAUGGGCCUCAAAUCCUGAAGAGCAUCGCCGACGGGCCGCAGCAAAACAGGAUGAAACAUGAGGCGCGAUGGCGGACGUUGUUUCCUCCCCAAAGCCUUGCAAAAGAAGAAAAGGGAGCCGAGGAGCUCGCAGAGACAGUGUAGCAGCACAACUAAGUUUUUUUUUUUAAAGAAAUAAUAACCAGGUGGAUAAAUGUGUGUGCGUGCAGGUACUGGUUGUCGUUCUAAUGUUUGUGAAAAUGUGCCUGUUUGUGUCCGUACGUCUGAGAUGUUACACUUGUCUCCCUCUUAAUGUCAAUCUAUGGCUGAAGCGACACUCCUGCUGUGAAAUGAACUUGUUCCUCCUCUCACUAUUUAUGUUUGGACCCCCUGAGGUCCAAAGAAAGCGGCUCUGCGACUGCGACAAGGUGCUUUUAAAAGGCCGUCAACACAACCGGGAGGCUGCAAGCUGGCUGGUGUGCUGAGGCAACCACACAUGGAAGCUCUGCAGGGGGAAGAGCUCUGGCUUCCGCCAUAUAUUCAAGCAAUGGGUUUUCUAUUACCAAUUAACGCCAGGUUGGUUAUUUAAUUCAACACAAGCUCAGACAAUCACGAGCGCUCACCCAGGAUGGGAAGAAAAUGACAAAAAGGCCUUUGGUGGCCGUACCGCUCGCAACGUUGCUACUUAACUGUGAUGCUGUUUUUUUGACACAACAUUCAGACCGGGCAUUUUAAUUGCAUCAGGGUUAUGAGUUUUAUCAUUUGAAAUCCUUUUUUUAGGAAACAAACAGCAACGCACUUUGCACUUUCCCUUAAACGUUAAGUUGAUAUUUCUUUGACGAGGUAAAAUUCUUUCUUUCCGAUUUAGUUAAGGAGUCGUUCCCCCUCCUGUGAGCUCCAGAACCUGAAUCAUUGGGCUUCUGCGUUCUUAAAAGUUAUAAAGAAUAUUUCCUGGAGAGAUUUUCAAGCAUCUUCUUGGCUUUGUAAAUAUUAGACUAGAUGCAGAUUUAUUGGUUGUAGCAAACAAAAGCCCUGUUUUUAUGUUCAAUGUUCAGUCCUUCGCUUUAAAUAUUUAUUACUGUUCAUAUAAGAAAAGAAGGGAUCUAUUGAAAAUGAUUAUAUUUAGAAAUAUAGGAUAUUAGAAAUGAUGCCAAAUGGAAGAUGUUAUUGGCAGAGGUUAAUAGAAGACAUUAUUACACACAUGUUUGAUGGUUUUUGGUGCACAUCUUGCUCAUCUCCAUCAAAACUCCUCUCAUGCGGUCUUCAUUGAGCCUCUGCUGUGACCAUGGUGUGUUUGCUCGGCCCGGCUGAUUUUUAAUGUCGAUAAAUUUUCCUCUUUUUCAAAAUGACUUUGAAUUUCCUUUAUUAUGGUUUGGUGUUCCAGAUUGCAACUCACCCAUACAGACACAAUGACAUUCUUAUAAAUAUUCAACAUUUGACAAAAUAUUUGAAUGUUUCUAAAACAUCUUCUCAUUAAAAGGUUUAUGGCUCUAAACGAA
Molecule: messenger RNA, 3198 nt
Organism: Gasterosteus aculeatus aculeatus (three-spined stickleback)
Lineage: Eukaryota; Metazoa; Chordata; Actinopteri; Perciformes; Gasterosteidae
Product: mitochondrial glycine transporter B-like
Biological process (GO): glycine import into mitochondrion
Cellular component (GO): mitochondrial inner membrane; mitochondrion
Molecular function (GO): glycine transmembrane transporter activity
Source: RefSeq, a predicted model, not a curated record